AAAAAAAAAUUGUUCUUUUUUAAUAGUCUUUUUUGAUCAAAACAGGCACUAUGAUUGACAGUGAUAUCCGUAGUGUGAUCGAUACCAUUUGGCAAAAAGAUAAACACUUGAUAGAUUUGGAAGAGUUUUUAAAUAACACGACUCUUGAUCAAUAUUCAUGUUCUCAAACUCAACUGGACAGUGUAUUUGAAAAAGAUCAUACUCUACAACUUCCCUCUCAUUUACAAGAUAUCCUCAAAGAUCGACGAAACAAACCUAACUUGGGUAUCUUUUCUCAUAUUCAUCGUAUAUGGAUUGCAUGGAAAACUAAAGUUUAUAUAUGGGAUUAUAUUAACAAUAUAUCAUUUUGUUAUGAAGCAAACGAAGAAGUAUAUCAAGUAGGAUUGGUCAAAGCAAAACCAGGUGUAUUUAACAAUAAUGUCAAAUGGAUUUUGGUUGUCAACUCGGCCACUUUUAUCACUAUGACGGGUAUAUUAUUCUCUGAUACUUCUUCUACAGCUACUAUGGAAUUAGUGGACUCACAAAAUCAUAGAGUCAAGUCACAUGGCAUCAAAAUGAAAUCUAUUCUUGGAACUCUUGAUGGUCGAAUCAUGAUGCUUGGUAGGGAUGAUGGUCAUAUAUAUGAACUCGUAUACAAAAAUCAAGCUGGAAUGGAUCAACUUACAUGUCAUACUGAUCAUUCAUUUACCCAGUUCCUAUCUUCCACAUUUGGUUUAACCGCUUUAUCUGGUUUCUUCAAACCUCCUCCUGAAUUAAAAACAAAGGCUAUCACAAUGGAUUACCAAAGAAAAUUAAUGUAUGCAUUAACAGAAACAUCUACAAUUCAGAUUAUCUCUCUGUCAGGUCAUUCUACCUUCACUCUGGGUGCCUUAUUAACCAAUAUUACUGAUCAAUUCAUUUCAUUCUUACUUGCACCUUCCAUCAAUGAUCCUACAAAGAUGCCUUCGCCUUCUGCUCUUGCCAUACUCGGUUCUACUCUUUCCCCUACUCCUUUUGAUAUUAUUUCAGUUCAUCCUGUACCAAAACGACAAAGAUCAUCAUUACAACAAUCUACGCCUUCAACCAAAGAAAUCAUCUUUUGUGCUGUUACUUCUCAUGGAUGUAGGUUAUACUUUACUCUGAAUGGACCCAGUCAUAGCAUCCACUCUACAGAUGCCACCUUCUCGCUAGCUCAUGUUCGAUUACCACCUUAUCGAUAUGAUUUACCUUUAGCCAUAAAAUCUACUCAACGUGUCACUUCAACUUUCCAACAACCUGAUGUAUUCAUUGCUACGAUUAAUAACACUACUGAAUCCACCAGCCAAAAAAAUCAACUAUGGGUGACUAGUUAUCAAGAACAAUAUUAUGAUCAACUUCUCAGGAUCGAAGAAACUAGUGACGUGAUCACCUUGGACUCUUCUACCGUCGCCAUUGCUCAUCAUAAUACACCGUUGUUUUCCGACAACAACAGCAACAACAACAACAAUAAUGACCUCGUUGCUGUUCCUUUCUACGAUCGUAUCGAUACUUCCAUCGACACACCUCAUCAACACUAUCUUGUAAUUUCACAAAAUGGAACUAUCUGUAUGUACAGCAAACAACGACCUGUCGAUGUUACGUACAAAUCAGUAUGUAAAGGACAAGAUCCUUCUCAGGAUUUGGAUGAUCUUAUUCAACGAUAUGGAUUAGUGGAAACAUAUACAAUGCUUUUGAAUAUAUUCUCGACUCGAUCGCAACCAAGCCAACAACAACGCAGUUCAUUUUUCUUGAAGACAAUGGCAUCAUUCCAUCAAGAUCAGACUAAUCUAGCAUUACUAUCAAUCUAUACCCGUAUUGUGAAACAUUUGUGGAAUAAGGAUAUCUUUAGUGUAGAGGAUCAAUACGAAAUCUUAAAAUUAUUGGACCAAAGCAAAUACGAGGUGAACAAAGUUUAUUGCUUGAUACAAGAUCAUUUAUCUCUAGGAUUCGACCAUCAAGUCUUUGCACACGUACUUCAAUUCUUACAUUCAAACGUUCAAAUUAUGUCCUUUGUUCACUUUUUGAUUCGACAUGACUUUUUUGAAAGAAAACAAUACGAGAUCGACAACAAUAUUGUUUUCUCUGAUUUGGUUACUACGGAAAGAGGACAUGAUAUAUUAGAACACCUUGUCAACAAGUCAAUUCAACACUUUGCAUCAUCUAGAGACGAUAAUGAUACUGAGCAGGUGAUGAUCAGUCAUUUCUUAUUCGAACAUUGCCCUACGCUAUUUGGAGAUGCCCAACGAUUGACAUUAUAUGAAGGAGAUGAAUACUUGGCGAUAGCUCAGCAUCAGCUCCAACGACAUAAAAAUAAAGAAGAUCAAUCAAUGACCAAGGAAGAUACGACUACCAAAUUACUUGAGACAUCAUUGAACAAAUAUAUCAGUGUGGAUCAUUUAUCACAAGAGACUCGGACUCGGAUUUGUAACGCUUACCAAGCCGCUGGAUUUUAUCAAGGCGUGGUGACUUUGGCCCUUCAUGCAACCGGUGAACCUUCAACAUUAUCUUUACUGAACAACACCCAAUUGACAGGUUGUCUCAACUUAUCCACAGAUUCAUCUAGUGACGCUAGUUUCACACCUAUCCUUAGUUUAUUGGAUCACAUCUUUUCUAACGAUAACCAAUCUGACGAUGACCUUGUCUCAGUGUUACAAAUGACAUUGCCAGUGUACUCCCAAAACAAGGCUCUACAUUAUAGCAUUUACGCAUGGUUGAUUCAGCAUGAUAAGAUGGCGACAUUAUUUACCCUGACAACGCAAGAAGCACAUAUGACAGAAUAUCUUCUCGACUUUUUAGAACACGACUAUAGUCCGAAAGCAGUGGGUGUGGACUGGUUAUAUAAAUAUUACGAUCAUCUUGGUGAAUAUAGACAUAUGGUGACUUACCUUACCAAAUUAGCUUUGGAUAUUCAAGACGUACCUUUAUCAAAACGUAUUGAUUAUUUGGAUCUUGCCAUCAAACAGCAAAAGAAGAAUAUGGAAUCUGAUAGGACAGACGAUGAUCAACAAAAUCUGGAUCAUUUGGACAUAUUGCAUACCAAGGCAUUGAUUCAACAAGAUAUACUCAAUUCACUACCGGAACUAAAAAACGAUGAUCGUUUGGCAUCAUACUUAUUAUCGUCGGACGAUUUACUUGAUUAUGCUACGAAGAAUGGAUUAUGGGACCAAGUAAUUUUGCUUUUGCAUCUCUCAAGAAAGUCUCCUAGCGAUUUUGAUUACAUGUUAUUGAAGACAGCUUGGCAAUCUUUAUUGGAAGAAGCAGCAUCAAAUGAUCUGGAUUUAUUACGGCGUCGGUUGGUGGUGUUAGGGAAACAGCUCUAUCCUUCAGUAACAACAUUCCCUAUUUAUUUAAUUGUGUCUAUGGUUGAAGCUCACUGUUCAACACAUAACGCUAAAAAGGGAUAUGUCAUUGAUUUAUUACUGGAAAUUGGUGUAGAAUUGUCAAUAUUGAUGGAUGCCUAUGAUUCCAUACUUGUCAACAAGAAUCAUCAGAUCAAGAUCACCUUCAACAACAAUUAGAUUAUCUUCGGUCCCUGAUCUCUUCUACAUAGUGAUACAUAUAUUUGUGUCCCCUUCAUCCAUUACUGUCAAAAUAAUGAUAAUAAUAAUAAAAACAUGCGCAUUUAUUUAUAUUGUAUUAUGAUACAUUGUUUACUGAAUUGAAUAUAUAAAAAAAAAUACAUCAGAAUAAAAAAAAAUGCGAUAUCAAAUCACAGAAAAAAAAAUACAAAUAGAUCUAUUUAUCAAACUUCCGUC
Halteromyces radiatus is the source of this 3752-nucleotide messenger RNA. RefSeq names its product Nup133 N terminal like-domain-containing protein. The record is from RefSeq and is a predicted model, not a curated record. The transcript is spliced from 12 exons. Gene Ontology annotation, molecular function: structural constituent of nuclear pore. The coding region runs from base 51 to 3515 and encodes 1154 amino acids. Gene Ontology annotation, cellular component: nuclear pore inner ring; nuclear pore. Gene Ontology annotation, biological process: protein localization to nuclear inner membrane; transcription-dependent tethering of RNA polymerase II gene DNA at nuclear periphery; protein import into nucleus. Lineage: Eukaryota; Fungi; Mucoromycota; Mucoromycetes; Mucorales; Cunninghamellaceae.